AUGGACGCCCCGCGCAUUAAGCCCGCCAUUGCCCUGUCCGAGGCCGAGGAGCGCGAGGCUUACCCUCACCCCGGUCGCCGCCUCAGCAAAUACGAGGUGCUAAACCGGCCAGACCGGGAAAAGCCACUGCCCCGGGUUCCGGUGCCCGUUAGAGGCCACUCGCCGCGCGUGCUGUGCCGGAAAUCACCCAUGCGAAUCCCGUCUUACCAACGCGGCCAAUCAUACUCACAGCUUCAUUCGCUUUCGCAGGAGCCGGCAAGCCUGGCUGGUCCAUCGUCGUUGCAGGAGGCGCGAGCAGCGGACGACGCACAAACAUCACCUGCGGAUACGCAUAAGCUCAAGACGACGCCGCCGCAGCCGACAAAAAUGGUCAACAAGGUAUCGAGCUUCUCUCGAGGCGCAUCGGGCCGCCGAUCAUCCCAAAAGAUCAACCGCCUGAUCGGGCAUGAUCUGGAUCUGGUCGAUCCCUACGACAGAGCUAGCUUCAGCUCUGCUGCGGGAUACUCUGAGGGCUCCUCGAGCUCGAACUCGGGAUCGGGAUCGGGAUCGGGAUCCGAUUCUGAUGACGACUACGAUGACCAGGGCUACUUUAUCAACAUGGAAGAUGGCCUGCUGCCGCUGCUCCUAGAGGUGGACGAGGAUGGCCUCUCGAGCCGAGAGCAGUCGUGGAUACCUCGGACGCAUGGUACCGCGGCCAAGCCCAUGCCUCUCAACAUUCGACGGCGCGGAACUGCGGACACUGUCGGAUCUGUAUCCGUGUCCAACGGCGAGCACAGUCCGACCAGCCCGACCUACCCGACCUACUCGCAGGGCACAAAUUUUAAUCUAAGCAGCGAGUUGCCUCGAUGGAAUCCAGCCUACGGGCAGUUCACAGACAAGCGUGCUGCCAGCGACUAUCAUCGCUUCGCAGCCCAACUUGCGACCCCGUAUGAACGGGAGAAGUCGCCAGAGGCUGUGCCGCCCUCGCCAGGGCAUCAAACCAUCAUUGACCUGGGGUCUGCUGAACAGUACGGCAAAAAGACGAAACACGCAGCCAAGCUUUCCCGCACCGCGGCCAUCAUUCGUCUUUGGGAUAACGCACGGCCGAAAGACGCCAGGGCGGAAAUGCCGCCGCCCCCUCCGCCGCCUCUGUUCGAGCCUGCGCGCUCCACGUCUCCUGUCCUUUCGUUUCGAGUAAACACGCUCAAGAAGCAUCGUCCCUCAAAGCUCUCGAUAGUCGACGUUCAGCCGCCCUCGGCCUCGUCGGAGCAGUCCCUUCUGCAUCCGGCGUCGACGAGCGCGCCAUCGCAGAUGCCGUCUCGGCCUCGCCAGGUCGUAACAGCGAGCCAAUAUAGCGCUUUUGACUGUGAUAGCGACGACGAGGAGGGCGGGGAGGGCGGUCGUGUCACGCCUCGACGAUGGUGGCGGCGAAGCGACGAGGAAGAGCGCCGCGCCUCGGCAGAGUGGCCCUCUGUUGAACAGCUGCCGAAGCAGCAGGAGGACGACAGGGACAAGGCAUCCUUUGGUGGGGGUGUCAAGGGCAUCUUUGCCGGCGCUCGUGGUCGUUCACUGCUGUCACCUGCGGAGCGGCGCAGACUAGAUCUGCGCAAGUCGAUCAGAGUGCUGCGUGCGCCGGAGCUGGAGAUGGACCCCCGCCUGGGGGCCAGGUUUUAG
This is a messenger RNA of Akanthomyces muscarius, 1653 nucleotides long. RefSeq lists its product as uncharacterized. The coding region runs from base 1 to 1653 and encodes 550 amino acids. The transcript has a single exon. The record is from RefSeq and is a predicted model, not a curated record. Lineage: Eukaryota; Fungi; Ascomycota; Sordariomycetes; Hypocreales; Cordycipitaceae.